This is a messenger RNA of Xyrauchen texanus (razorback sucker), 1562 nucleotides long. RefSeq names its product 5-hydroxytryptamine receptor 1D-like. Gene Ontology annotation, cellular component: dendrite; plasma membrane. The record is from RefSeq and is a predicted model, not a curated record. The transcript has a single exon. The coding region runs from base 86 to 1222 and encodes 378 amino acids. Gene Ontology annotation, molecular function: G protein-coupled serotonin receptor activity; neurotransmitter receptor activity. NCBI's taxonomy places the organism in Eukaryota, Metazoa, Chordata, Actinopteri, Cypriniformes, Catostomidae. Gene Ontology annotation, biological process: chemical synaptic transmission; G protein-coupled receptor signaling pathway, coupled to cyclic nucleotide second messenger; regulation of behavior.
GCGUUCAUUCCAACAGAAUCAUGCAAAGAUGAGAGGAACUGCUGAUAGAGCACUCGUUUAUAACUUUUAAAGUGAACUAUGCAAUAUGGAUCAGGUCAACAGUACAGAUGAGUUUUCCCUCAUCAAUGCUACAGUCAUUCCCACAACCUUGGCAUCCUGGGAUGACGCCACGCUCCUUGGCCUUCAGAUCUCCCUCUCAGCAAUGCUAGCGAUCGUCACUUUAGCCACUGCUUUGUCCAAUGCUUUCGUGAUCGCCACCAUCUUUCUCACACGCAAGCUGCACACGCCCGCCAACUUCCUGAUCGGGUCUCUUGCAGUAACAGACAUGUUGGUGUCCAUUUUAGUCAUGCCAAUCAGCAUUGUAUAUACGGUCAGUAAGACUUGGACACUGGGCCAGAUAUUAUGCGAUAUUUGGCUCUCAUCUGACAUAACUUUCUGUACAGCUUCGAUCCUGCACCUUUGCGUUAUCGCAUUAGACCGAUAUUGGGCCAUAACUGAUGCCUUGGAGUAUUCAAAGCGACGUACCAUGCGCAGAGCAGGACUGAUGAUCGGUGUUGUGUGGGUGAUAUCUAUCUCUAUCUCCAUGCCACCUCUCUUCUGGAGGCAGGCCAAGGCUCAUGAGGAGCUUAAGGAAUGCAUAGUCAACACUGACCAGAUCUCCUAUACGCUAUAUUCCACUUUUGGCGCCUUUUAUGUCCCGACGGUCCUCUUGAUCAUUCUUUAUGGCCGAAUCUACGUGGCGGCUCGUUCCAGGAUCUUCAAAACGCCAGCAACGACUGGAAAACGCUUCACUGCCGCUCAGCUCAUCCAGAACUCAACAGGUUCUUCACUUUGCUCACUAAACUCCACCUCUAAUCAGGAAGGACAUCUUCAUCCUGGAGGUGGAGGAGGAGGAGGGUCUCCUCUUUUUACGAACAGUGUGAAAGUGAAGCUAGCUGAUAGUGUUCUGGAAAGAAAGCGUCUUUGUGCCGCUCGGGAGAAAAAGGCCACCAAAACUCUUGGGAUUAUCCUGGGUGCAUUUAUCAUGUGCUGGCUUCCAUUCUUCGUGGUUACGCUGGUGAUGGGGAUCUGUAAAGACUGCUUGUUCCACCCUUUGCUCUUUGACGUGUUCACCUGGCUGGGGUACCUGAACUCCCUCAUCAAUCCAGUAAUCUACACUGCCUUCAAUGAUGACUUCAAACAAGCCUUCCACAAACUCACUAAGUUCAAAAGAUGUUACUAAGAGAAUAUGGCAAAUCCACUCACAGUGUUUUGACAUCUUCAUGACUUAAUUAGCUGAUUUCUCCUCAAAAUAUUGUGCAAAUUUUGUUGUGUGUCAGCCGAGGAGGACUUUAACUAACAUCCCUGCAUUUGUUUUCAGUGAACUCCUCAACACACCCAUAUUGUCUGGUCACUGUAUAUUACUGUUUAAUAGAAUCUCAUAAGACAGCUUGUAAAAUAAUGUAACAUAUUGUUGAUGCUUUCUUGUAGUUUAUGAAUGCAUGCUAAGAAUCUGAUUCCUUCUCUAGAGAGUGACAUUGUACUGUCUCUGUAAACAAUAGCUGUCUAUAAACUACCUGACU